UUGGUCGGUUGGUGCUACCCGAGUAGGGCCUUCACGUCUGCUAUCUUAAGGCGCCUUUUUUUAUUCACUAGGAUAUACUGGCAUUGUGUUUAUUUUUUAGUGUUUGGUUUUUUAAUUUCUUUCGGAAUUGGGAAAAAAGGGUUGUGAAAAUAGUUUUGGUAGUCUUAACUACCCAUUUUUAAGGAUUAGAAAAAAAUCGUGAAAAUAGUGUUUAAAAGUGUUUGACUAAGAAACAUACCCUUUCAAGUUUUAACUGUUUGGGAAAUAAAAUUGUGAAAGUAGUUUUUGAAGUUUUGGAUAAAGAAGCCUUAAACAUUUUGAAAAAAAAAAUUAAGGAAAAAAAUUGUGAAAUUAGUUAUUAUAAGGAGUGUUUGAUUAAGUAAAUAGUGCACAUUUUAAGCGGGUGAAAAUUAAAAGAAAACAAGCUUGUGGUUUGAUGUUCAUUUCACUUUUUUUUUCAAUCUGAAAAUAAUUUGAGUUGUGUUCCGGUGAUAAAAAAUUCAGUGAUAAUUUUUCGGUAACUGGAUGUAAUACGCUAGACGUGAUUGUGAGUGGUUUAAAAUACCGUAGUUUAAAAAAAAAAACGUUUUUUUUUUGUGAUGAGCGCUGUUCAGUUGUGUGUCAGGUGGUUGUGUAUUAGGUGAGAUGGGGCUCAGGACACACCUGCCGCCCGACACACCUGUGUCCUGACACACCUGUAAGAGGAUUAAAUGACGCAGGUCAGUCCCCGUAUAGACAUGGCCAGCGGUCGGUGGAACGCGACCACUGGCGGGGUGCCACCCACCCGUCUGACGCCCGACUCCCCCCUGCAGAGGGAGGGCUCCAUCAGCGUGGUCAGCGGCAGUGAGUACAUCCGGGCCAUCAACGCACGCGGGAUACAGCAGCGUGUCAGGAUACGGCUGAGGCACCGGGGUAUGCCACCCUCGGCCAUACUGGGCAUCGGUGCCAAGUUCCACCACAGACGUGGACUUGCCCGCACCCCUCUAGAUGACGCCCCCCACCCCCUGGAGCACCUGCAUGACACCGACUUCAUCAACAGGUCGUACGACCAGAACCUGCACACGGCACUCAUCAGCAACUAUGACCUAACAUGCAGCAGUGGGGUGUCGACCCCCACCGUCAUAGAGACCCAGAGCCCCCUCUCCUACGGAGGCUGGACAACAGGAUACACCACAGAGAGGAGCAGCCUGGACUCUUCCUACUUCCUAGAUGAUUUUGACAAGCAUGCCGCCAGCACUGUGUCAGAACAUUUUGACAAGUUUGAGUCCAUGUUGUUUGAGGGACCAAAGGAGAGUGGGGGGAGGCAGGCGGAGGUGGAUGAGUGCAAGCAGUGGAGUGAUCAGUUUCCACAUCUCAGGGUCCUAGGUAAACAAGCAUACACCCCCAAAGAUUUAGGUUACUGCCAUUUCCCAUCUCAUCAAGACCCAUCAGGUCAGCCCACAGACACACCAGACAGCUCACUCUCAUCAGACUCUCAGGGACUUAUGUUGACUGGCCGGAGUGUGGUAGCCAAAAAUGUCCAAGAACGAGACUCCUCUGAUUACGGUCACCUCCUGGAGGAAGUUCUAGCAGAAGACGGCAACUACGAGGACGUCAUUGCUGUCGACUACUCUAAUGUUUAUGAAGAUAGCCAGGAGUAUAAAAAGCAGAUAACUCCGCGCAAACGGAGAGUGGGUUAUCCGCCCAUUACACCUAAUGCCUGUGUCAAGGACAGUGUAACCAGCAGUGCCUUUGACCAGCUUUGGCAAGAUGUUAUGACGUGGCUACAGCCCUUGUUGAUAAAGUACAGCGAAGAAGUUUCAGAUUCCAAGCCAGAGGUUCUCACAUUUUCUCCUGUUGAUCACAACCCUCCAGCCCCAGACCGCCAGAGUUCCUUCAUCUCACACAGACAAAAUUCAUUUCACCGUUCUAACACACAGCUGGGCAGCAGCACUGAGAGAUCCAUUGAUGGAAUCCUUCAGAUCUCCAGCAUUCCUCUCAUGCACAGAUUUCCAGGUGACACUGUAGAGCCUCACCUGACAGCCCCCCUAGUGAGCAGCCCCCCCACCCGCCCCAUGAGUCAUGUCAGACAAAGCACCAACUUAAAGAAAGGACGCCUGUUGCCCCUUCCCAAAUCUUCAAUGCCUGAGGAAACAAGUCCCACACCAGCUACCAGUGCCUUGAGGGUGAAACGAAUAAAUUUACCUAAUGAGGGGGCGCCCUCCCCACCUGUCAGACAUGGCACCCUCCCCCCACUGGACAUGGAACGUACGCAGAAAAAACUUUUCUCAGGGCACAGAGCUAGCAGCGCCAUAGACAACAAAGAUGUCCGCCUGCUGCCAUUUAGGGAGCGACCCCACAUCUUAACUGAGCAGGCCAGACCCAACACCACACACGCCAUGCGGCUGGAUUCCCCCUUUGGUGGUCCUUCACUGCGCAGGUCUUCAACUCCACUCGGCAACUCAAUUAUAUCUCGCAAUAAUUUAAUGGCCAACAAGUCCCUGGACGUGAGGGGCAGCAGCCUGCAGCACAGUGGGGACGUGUUGCACUACCCAGACAUCCAGGAGGACCAGCAGGAGAACCCAGAGGACGAGGUCUACAAGACAGUCUACAAUGUUCCACAGACAACCAACCAAAUCAGCUUCAGUCGAAAUCGUUUGUCUUUGAGAUGAAAUCUAGCGCCAGUGUAAGCAAGAGAACUGUUCAAGACUCACCACUCAGGAAUUGGUCAACAGCGCCACUGUGUCAAAUAAACCUUCAGGAUCAGAUGUGGCUUCUGUGGAGAAUUUAUAGCUGUUAUAUGGUCUUUAUCUGGCCAGUAGCUGACCAUUAUCUGGCCCGAAGGUGACCAUUAUCUGGCCAGUAGCUGACCAUUAUCUGGCCAUGAACUGACCAUAAACUGGCCAUUGCCUGACCUUUUUGGCCAUUACCUGAACAUUAUCUGGCCAUUACCUGAAUAUUAUCUGGCCAUCAUGUGGCCAGCCGCUGACCAUUAUCUGGCCAAUUCCUGAUCAUCAUCUGGCCUAACAUGACAAGUAGCUGGUCAGUUUGACGACAGUGUCAACCUUGUAGCCAGUCAUGCAGUAAUAUUUCUGGUGCACUCUAGAGCACAACUGUACCCAAAGAUCAGAACUGUCUUAGAUCUGGUGUGUUACUGUGUCUGUUACUGUAGUCGGUGCAGCUUCGGUUUCAUGUACAUUGAAGAAAAAAUUGAAACCAAAAUCUAUCUAAAAUUCAUGGAGAAAAAGUGUUUGAACUGAUGUUUUAAAAGUGGGCAUAAUUCAUGGAUGUGAAAUUUUUAACAAUUGAAAAAAAAAUGGAAAAAAAAUGUUUGAAUUUUCAAAUCUCCUGCACUGUUGAAUUCAGGGAUUACGUAUUUCUGAUGCUGUGUUAGUUUGUAUUUUGGCUAGAGGAGGCAAACUCCCUUAGAGUUUAUUUUUGUAUCAUUGAACAAACAUUUAUUAUGCAUGAUUGGAUCUACAUAUCUGUCUCAUUAUUUCCUGUUUGUUGUAACUGUUGUGAUCCAGUUCCAGCAGUAAAAAAAAAUCUUGAAGUAGAAUUAUUAUUUCUUUUACAUGAAAGCUCUAAUAUGGUUUAUUUGUGUUUUAUUUAUAAUUAUGGUCUGGUUAACAUAUUUCAUUGGUUGGGGGAUGGGGUGGAAUAUUUUUUAAAAAUUACUAAUUAGUGGGGGGAUGGGGAUGAAAUGACAAUUUUAAAGAAUUACUAAUUACUUUUGAAUUAUUUUGGGUAGAGGACAUUGUUUAAGGGUAAAAAAAUAAGUCACCAUGGCAAUGUAAUCAGGUGAUACAACAGGCCAGAAUUGGUCUUGUUGAAACUGCAGUCAUAUGUAGAUUAUUUUGUUUAAAUUGGGGGUAGGGGUGGGUGGGGCUGGGCUUGAACAUGUACUAGGGGAGGGGAGGGAUAUACAAGCACAGUACUACCUCACAGUGAAUCACUUUUUGCAUCACACUUGCAGCAAAAUUGUCUCAUCAUACCAGCCUGGCCGUAGCCUCAGUUGUUUUUACAGGAUUUGACCAGACUCAAGUCUUUGUUUUCAUUGACUGAACACAGCUUUAAUGUUUUCAUUGACUGAACACACCCUUAAUGUUUUCAUUGACUGAACACACCCUUAAUGUUUUCAUUGACUGAACACACCCUUAAUGUUUUCAUUGACUGAACACACCCUUAAUGUUUUCAUUGGCUGAACACACCCUUAGUGUUUUCAUUGGCUGAACACACCCUUAAUGUGUUUUCAUUGACUGAACACAACCUUAAUGUGUUUUCAUUGACUGAACACAACCUUAAUGUGUUUUCAUUAAUUGACUGAACAUAACCUUAAUGUGUUUUCACUGAACAUAACCUUAAUGUGUUUUCAUUGACUGAACACAGCUUUAAUGUGUUUUCAUUGACUGAACACAACCUUAAUGUGUUUUCAUUAUUUGACCGGACUUAACACAGCCUCAAUGUGUUUUCAUUAUUUGACUGAACACAGCUUCAGUGUGUUUUCAUUAUUUGACUCAACACAACCUUAAUGUGUUUUCAUUUAUUGACUGGACUGAACACAGCUUUAAUGUGUUUUCAUUAUUUGACUGAACACACCCUUAAUGUGUUUUCAUUAUUUGACUUGACUGAACACAGCUUUAAUGUGUUUUCAUUAUUUGACUGAACACACCCUUAAUGUGUUUUCAUUAUUUGUCUUGACUGAACACAGCUUUAAUGUGUUUUCAUUAUUUGACUGAACACAACCUUAAUGUGUUUUCAUUAUUUGACUUGACUGAACACAGCCUCCAUGUGUUUUCAUUUAUUGACUCAACACAUCCUCAUCAAAGUGUUUCACUGUAAAUGACCUUCCCACCUGAAUCACAACCAUCCGAGUUAAUUUGCUAUGCAAAUUCUGUUAUUUUUGUCUGUUACCUUUGUCGGUUAUUUUUGUCAGACUCCAAAGCUUUAUGUUGUGACAAUCACGUCAGACAUCGUGUCCUUCACCACUGUCUGCUGUUACUAAUCUAUUGAUAUGUUACAGGCAGUUUUUAUACAUGUCAUUAUAUAAUGUCUCUCAAUCUGAUUCUCUUGUUACCAAAUAUUUCAACUGAUUAAUUUUUAAAUAAUUUCUCAUCACCAAAGUUUUUAGUACAGAAAUUCUUUUCAAAUUUUAGUUCACCCUUAUAAUAAUAUAUAUAACAAAUACAUUUAAAAAAUUAAGACUAAAUAAUAUCUGUUAAAACAUGUUUAAAAUUUUUUAGUGUAUUAAUGAAUUAACUUUAAUUAAUUUUGUUACAGGCAUUAAUUAAAUUGUUUAUGAUUCUGAAUAUAAGAAAAGAAACUAAAACCCAUAUAACAGUACUUGUUAUCAGGCUCUUACUGUCCACAAAAAUGCUUUAGUUAUUUUCUUUGGUAGAAGAGCUAGUAUAGUAUUUGAGUAAAUGAAAAAACUGGAUUAGAAAAGGAAAGGAUUAAAUUCAAUGAAAGUCUUGAUACCAGGCUUUCUUUAUAUCUCUGUUAUUUUCCUAAGUUUUUUUUUUUUUUGUGACUAUUUCCAAUCCAGGAAUAAAAUCAAUCUGUGUUUGCACUUGAUGAAACUAUAACAAAAUAUUUUUUUCAAAAUAUAGCUGCAAUAGAAAAGCAUUUCCAAAAAAGCACUUUUUAUUCUCAUUAAUUCUUUGUGUGUAGUAGUGUAAACAUUAAUUUCAAAGGAAAAACUGGAAAUGAUAUACAAUUAUACUUGUUUAAUAAAUUAUGUUAAUUUUUUAAAAUCUGUUAGGGUAAUAUAAAAUUUAAUUAUAAAAUGUCUUUCUUUUAGUAGUGCUUUUUAAGCUACUUUGGCUAGCCUUUGACUUAACUUUCCUGCAGCAACUAGCUGUUUAAAUGAGGGGUUAAUGUGAUGUGUAAGAGUUUAGAUUAACCUAAUCUUUUCAUUUUAAAUAAAUAGUUGUUUACAUUAUCCCAUGUCACAAAAUGUGCUUUGUUUCAUCUAGUGAUAUUUAUAGAGCAGUUUACAAAUUGGGGUCAGGCUAAUAAUAGCUACUAGUAUGUCUGUAGAAGUGGUUUGAGAAUUAUUAUGUUAUAUUGGAGUUGUACUGUUAACAAAUGCAAGAGCUUUUUGAGAACCACUGUGUGUAUUUGGAUGAACUGAUGUGAUUUUGAGUGUGAUUGUUUAACCACUACUAGUGUUAUGAUUUAUUUGAGACCCAUUGUGUAUGUAUAAAAAUAUUUUGAGAAAAAUUGGUUUAUAUGUGAGAAUGAGAUCAGCCACUGUUGAUUUGAUAGUGAGAGUGACUGAUGUGAGAACCACUAGGUAUGAAAGAAUUAAAUUGGCCGCUAUGUAACAAUUGAUGAGAGUUGUGUGAGAACCAAUUUGUAACAAAGGCUGACCAAACCAAAUUUUGAACAUGUUUUUUAAAAUGCAAAUAUUUAUUUACACAUCAGUAAGUCACAUGACCUGUUUCAACCAAUUAUUGUAUACAGUUAUUUUUUUGUCUUGAUAAUAAAUGGCU
This is a messenger RNA of Physella acuta, 6473 nucleotides long. RefSeq names its product protein FAM149B1. Lineage: Eukaryota; Metazoa; Mollusca; Gastropoda; Physidae. The record is from RefSeq and is a predicted model, not a curated record.